Messenger RNA from Mugil cephalus (flathead mullet), 4581 nucleotides. RefSeq names its product zinc finger protein with KRAB and SCAN domains 3. Gene Ontology annotation, biological process: regulation of transcription by RNA polymerase II. The coding region runs from base 449 to 2131 and encodes 560 amino acids. NCBI's taxonomy places the organism in Eukaryota, Metazoa, Chordata, Actinopteri, Mugiliformes, Mugilidae. The record is from RefSeq and is a predicted model, not a curated record. Gene Ontology annotation, cellular component: transcription regulator complex; PcG protein complex. The transcript is spliced from 2 exons. Gene Ontology annotation, molecular function: DNA-binding transcription factor activity, RNA polymerase II-specific; RNA polymerase II cis-regulatory region sequence-specific DNA binding.
GUAAUUUCUGUGCGACCGGCCUCUGCCCACAGUACGGUACGGUUUUGUGGAUACGAGCUGGAAAUAGGUGAGUUGCUGUUGAGGGCCGUGUUAUCAGAGUCUGAACAAUAAGUUAGGGAUUUGACUGACGCAGCUGAAGACCGCCAGCACGUUUCUGCUGCGGAGUCACAGUGUUUGCAUGAAAACGUCUCUGGACGCCUGUCAUUGUUAGCUUUAAAGACAGCAGGCUAAUGUUAGCCAGCGGAGCCAGGCCCUGCACACAGGUGACUACAUUGUUGUUGUCAGCAGCGCCAGUUAAACAGCUAUCACGGCAGAUAUAACUAGUGACACUCGCUUCACACAUAUUUUUAAAGACUUAAACUGAAUAGUUUCUACUUGUGUGCUGAUUGCGGUAGCAUACUAACUACUAACAAUUAGCAUUCCAGCUAGAUAACGACAGUAUAACAAUAUGACUUCCAGGAGGACAGGCUAUGCUGGUAGCAUGGAUUCCUCUCCAUCAAACAGCGGCAGCUCAGUCCACAGUGGAAACCGUAAACAGAGUAUAAUAAACGUUCCCGACAGGACUGUGGAGUCCUGUUAUGACCGGAAAGCAGACAAGAGCGCAUACGGUGCUUCGCAGGGCAGCGUGACUGUAACAUCUCUGAAAUCCCGUCUCGCCCCGACCAUUCAGACAGCCAUGUCCGCUGCAGUGGACACUCUGCUCGGUGAAGUGGUGCUUGUGCUCAAUGAGACUCAGCAGGAGUUACUGCACAAGGAGCAGGAGAAUGAAAGACUCAAAGUGCGCCUGGAAGUGUCAGAGAGGGAGUUAAAGACUCUACAGGAGUGUCUGUGCAGUGCUCAGAAGCUCAUCGAUCAGCUUCAGAUCUCAUACACGGGCCCCCAGACUGUUAGUCAGUCAGUUUUUGCUCCCUCGCUUUCUUCCAUGGCUUCAAUGACUUCAGGCCUGGACCGAGACCACCAGAACCCCAGAAGUGUAAAUGGAGCAGGGGUUGACUUGGGUCUCAGUGGCUCUGUGGACGAUACGCUUCAUGGGUUUGAGCCGAGAGACGACUACAAGAUGUGCCAGCUGUCAAUCCAACCAGACGGCUCUGUGACCAACCACGCUCUGGACUCUUUUGCAUCCAACACGUCUCACAUGUGCCCUGACUCCAGCAGACCAGAUGAGAGGCAGUCUCAGGGACCAGGUGGAGCAGCAAGAUUUGAGAUUAAGGAGGAGCAAGUACCAUCUUCAGGCUCUGUUCAGCCCAGCAGGAAGGAUCCUGGGUUGCGCAGUGAUAGCAGAGUUGGGGAUGGUGAGCGAUCAUCCCACAAUGUGGGGGACCUUGGGUACGGUCACGUUGGAGGUGAAGGAGGUUCGCAGCGUACUUUUACUCACCCACUGCGUCACCAACGACCUGUGCGUGAAUGCAGCAGUGCCUUGCAGCAGGGCGGACUUGAUGGACAGAAACCAUUGGCAAGGACUUCUGGAACAGGGAGAGGAGAAAGUGUUUCACCAGGCAGAGCAGAGGACUCUGCAGGGCCUUCAGUCCCCGAUACAGUAGGGGAACCCUCUGCAGAUCGUCCUCACCACUGCUUGGAGUGUGGGAAGACAUUCCGCCUGAUCUCCAGCCUGAAGAAGCACAUCCGCAUCCACACCGGAGAGAAGCCCUAUCCGUGCGCAGUCUGUGGCCGACGCUUCCGCGAGUCCGGGGCACUCAAAACCCACCUGCGCAUACACACAGGUGAGAAGCCGUACUCUUGCUCCGAGUGUGGAAACUGCUUCCGCCACUUGGACGGUUUACGCAAACACAGGCGCACGCACACAGGUGAGAAACCGUAUGUGUGCGCCAUCUGCGGGAAGCGUCUGAGCCGCCUGCAGCACCUCAAACACCAUCAGCUCAUCCACACCGGAGAGAGGCCGUGCUGCUGUCCCUUCUGCAACCGCAGCUUCAAAGAGCCCGCAGCGCUUCGCAAACACAUCCGCACACAUCGGGAGGAAGGCGGCCACAUGGGAAUUGGUACCAAUGACGACACGGACCCAGACGCCAUGGACGACAUUAAUAACCUCCAUCCUGCAGCUCCGUCUCCUCAGAUGAGGUUUGGAGAGUGGGGAGCGGAGGAAGAUGACAGCUCCGUUGUGGACUGUGUGUAGCAGAGUGACUGUUUGGUGUUUUUUACCAUGAAAUAUACAAAAAAAAUCAUGGAAUAAGAUGUUUGUGUCAUUUGUGUCACGAUGGAUAUGAUCUUGUUCCAGACUGUUAGUGAUGAACCAGGCUACAUAUAACCCCAGCCUCGGAGUCUAGUUCAUAUCUGACAUUUUUAAAACGGCACCAAGUUGUUGUUUUUCUUCAGGCGAUCUAUUGAGCAACAGCAGUACGCAGGUUGUUCUUGGAACACUUAGAUGCUGUUAUGCCAGCGUCCUGGCAGUAAUUGGGGGAAAUUGGGGGAAGUGGCGGGCGCAAGCUUAAAAUUGCCCUGAACACACACUCAGAAAUCCGCUGAGUCACAGAUGUUGCUGUUUGACGCUGCUCCUUGCUGGAUUUUAGUCAGGACAAAAUGUUUCUGGUCAUGGUUAGGUCAGUCUCUACAAAUACACAAAUAGAAUAGACAAAUAAGAAAUGGAUGCAUAGUUCUGGCACAUGCUUCAUAUAUGGGACGCAUUCAUCUCAACCAUCCACCAUACUGUGGGCAUUCUGGGCCUUCCCUGUGGUUUCCUCCCAGCCGGCCAUGCUGGGUACAUAGAUUGGGCAUUCUCUUUCAUACGGCUAACACAGCAAAUUAAACUUUCAAAUACUUUUCCUAAAUAUAAAUUCAUCUUUUAACAUUGGGAAACUGGGGUUUUCUAGUGAUGGUAUUCAUUUUAUAUUUUCACAGAGACAAUUUUCCCAGCUCUAUACCAAUAUUUAACCUCUGUGCUUCUUGUGAAUCUUGUUCAGACCGGCACACCAAAUAAUUCUUUUGAAAUAUCCAGAUUGACUUCAUGGUUAUCUCAGUUUGACGAGCUGGCCACUCAAAUAUGAUUUUAACUAGUCUUUUGUAUUUUUGCUGCCAAACAACAUGAGGAACAUGUAGAACGAGCAAACUACAUGCAGUGGAUAGAAAUAAAUUUAGGACAGGAAGUAUGCUUCUGACAGGCAAAGCUGGAAAAAAGUGGAAAAGCAGCAUCACCAGCAUGGCUCUGUAGUUACUCACGUCUGCAUCAUUUGCAGAAAUUGAUGCACGUUGGUUGGUGAUGCUCGGACACACAAAUCCACUCUAAUACAAUGCAAAUAAGUCUCACCUCAUGAUCUGAUUUAGAAACAAAUCUGGUUGGCCCGCAGCCUGAAUAAACCCUCGGAAACUUUCUGAUCCUCCACAGAGGUGCUGCCUAGUGUUUUUUGGAGUGACUGGAUGAACUAACAUCGUUUAAAUCAAGUUAUCUGAUUUGUUUGACUGAUGUGACGAUUUAUUCAAUCAUGGUUCCUCUCCAUGAUCAGGCCUCUGUAGCGCUCACAACAUUGUUUUCAAGUCACGUGUGUGUGUGUGUGUGUGUGUGUGUGUGUGUGUGUGUGUGUGUGUGUGUGUGUGUGUGUGUGUGUGUGUGUGUGUGUGUGUGUGUGUGUGUGUGUGUCUUCGUGAAGCCUGAGCCAGUUUGCCUCAUCAGUCGACAGCGUCCCGGCCUUGCCCUACUCUGCUCUGCCUUAUCUCUUCUUUUCUCCCCGCAGAGCCCUCAUCAGUCACACGGUUGGACCAUUAUCAAGGCAUUAUCUGAUAGCAGGAUAUCCUAGUUUGAAGAUAGCAGGGCACAUGUUUAUUUGUUCACCCUAACAUACGGAGUUUUUACGCUGGCAGUAGCGCGCGUGUGCCCAGAGAAUUUUAACACUGUUUGAUUGUUUUAUUAAAAUCGUCUCACUUCCUCGGACCAUAUCUCAGCAUUCCAUUUGUCAUUCUUCAUGCUGCUACAUUAUGUCUAGAAAGCUCCUUUCCUAGACUCUUAUUGUUACUAGCACACUAUGGUGCUCGCAUGUGCGUAUCUGUUCCUCUCAAAGCUUUUUCCGUAUAUUAGAAUGUAAUUUUAGUGUUUUUAUUUGGCUUAAUAAGGUUUAUUUUGUGUACGCGUUAAUGUGCAACUAUGACUUACUAAUGGUCUUUUAAAGUGCCAUCAAGCUAACACUGUGUAAAUAUAUAUAUAAUCUGGUGUCAUUUCUUGCACAUGCUCUGAUGCGCCACUGAUGCAUUAUGUUUAACAGCAGAGCAUUAUUCUUCUCAACUCUUUUUGAGCUAAAAUGUCUGUUGUCAUUUAAUAUGUAUAAUAAUAUAAUGACCUCCAAGUUACUAUUCUGUGUGAGUCUUUUUAAAAGACACAAAACAUGUAUGUCACUGUAUACCCAGAACAUGAUCUGCCCCAGAUAAUCAUAUUUAUUGUUUUUCUUGUUUAUUUGUAUGGCACACAGGGCGGCCUUUGCAUGUAGGUUAAAACUGACAUGGCAUUACUCCUCAAGCAGUCAGUGUUAAGUGUGAAAUGAAUUUUUUAUGCAUCUGUGUUCAAAAGAUGUCUCCCCCACAUCACAGUGAACCUUUCACCUACUGUAAAUGUUGCUAUAUUAAAGGUCCUUGUUUAUA